Molecule: messenger RNA, 2315 nt
Organism: Bemisia tabaci
Lineage: Eukaryota; Metazoa; Arthropoda; Insecta; Hemiptera; Aleyrodidae
Gene: HemK2
Product: HemK methyltransferase 2
Biological process (GO): methylation
Cellular component (GO): eRF1 methyltransferase complex
Molecular function (GO): nucleic acid binding; S-adenosylmethionine-dependent methyltransferase activity; protein methyltransferase activity
Source: RefSeq, a predicted model, not a curated record
GAUUGAUGGUCUACAAGAAGAGUUGGCAAAAAUAUCUGCUGAGCAGUCAAGCCCAAUCAAUUUAGAUGUCUACGUCACCAAGUUAGCAAAUGCUCGUCAAAAAAUACUGAUUGUUAGUAACAUUCUCCAGGCAGCUCAGGAAAGGUUAAGGAAAGUUCAGAUUCAGGCAGAAAAAGAGCAAGUGCAGAUUCGAUCGCAGAUGUCCUAGCUUUGUAUAUUCCACAAAAAAAUAUGUCAAGCAGUGUUCCUAAAUUGGCUACUCCAGAUUGGUCGAGUGAUCUAUCAGAAAAUGUCUAUGAGCCAAGCGAAGACUCUUUUUUGCUCUUGGAUGCCCUCGAAUCAGAUCUCCAUUUCAUUCAAGAAAAAAUUCAGCCUCUGGUUUUGUUGGAAGUUGGCUCUGGCUCUGGAGUCAUCAUUACAGCUCUCAGCAAAUUUCUAGCUGCUCGUUCAUUUUGCAUAGCAGUGGAUAUUAAUUGGGAUGCGUGUGUAGCAACUUGUGAGACAGCCCGGAUAAAUGAUGCACAAGUUGACGUUAUUCAGAUGGACUUAGACUCUGCGCUGUGCCUAAACAAUCAGGUAGACUUGUUGGUGUUCAAUCCUCCUUAUGUUGUCACUCCUGAUGAGGAAAUUGAGUCAGGUGGAAUAGUUGCAUCCUGGGCAGGCGGUAAAACUGGACGGCAAGUUUUAGAUAGAUUAUUGGGAAACUUGUCAUACCUCCUCUCUAAAAAUUCUGUCGGUUAUUUUGUGGUCAUCGAAGAAAAUCAACCCGAGGCAAUAAAGUCGAAAUUACGAUCUGUUGGUUUUACCGCGGAAACAGUUGCGAAACGUAAAGUUCGCAACGAGGCUCUAUCCAUUUUGCGUUUCCAACCUCUGCUAUAGCUUUAUAUCUUGUCUCGUAAGUAACGUUUUGUAAUUUGUGUAUAAUGUAUAUUCUGUUUACUUUUUUUUUACUGUUUUAUAUAUUUUCUCUUAUUUAAAUUAAUUCAGGUUACUUAGUCGAAAGUUUUAUGAAAUGUUUAUUCUAAGUUUCUGUCAGGCUGAGUCCGUAACAUAACAAACCAGACAUAAUUUCUAUAAACAAAUCAAAAAUAAAACAAACUCUUUGAAAUAUCUACAACAUAAUGAAAGAUGAAUUCUUCAAAUUUUAUGAUGAAUUCAUGCAGUAUCUCUCACACACGUAUUUGUUCAAUUAAUACGCCCUCAAUAAAAUCGUUUAACGCUGAACACAUACCACGAGGAUGCAAAACUUGACGCUUCAAAGUCUUGCACUUAUGUUCUUUCUUCUAUAUGUAUGGUAUGCACAGCUCCAUUGUAUCCUAGUGUAAUGUCAAUGCUGUUUGCUGGGUGCCUGCAAAUUUGACACAAAAUCUUGGAAGAAUUUUCCCUCAGAAAAUUGGAAGAUUAAUUGGUCGUAUUGGAGAAUUCUAAGGUCUAUUUAAAAAAAAGUGUGUGGGAAUUACUUCUCGUUUUUUAAUCUAUUAAAUCAUUGCAUCGGUCAGAAAAUUUGGGGAAUUUUUUAGGUCUUUAUGUUUGAGAGCCAGAAAGAGCCAUGGUGUUAUGUAUCUAAAAAUAUUUUUUUCUUUUACUGUCUAUUAGACUUUUUAAUCCGUAUUUAUUAUCAUGGUUAUUUUCGCAAGGAUUUUGUUGCCUUUUUUUGUGAAAGAAAUUUUUUGUUUUAAAGAGUUUGAACUGCCUAUUAAUUAUUAUGUGAUGAUUUUUAUCAUAUUAGAAAUCACUAGUGGCACUAAAUAAGGUAAUUGGUGGUUUAUAUUAUUUGUUGAAAUAAAUUAGCUCAUUUUUUUUAAAAAAAAUUUUCUUGUUUUUUAAAGCUGUUUAAUCAUGUUAAGUAUAACAACUAAAAAGCCAAACAAUAAUGUUAUAAUGCAGGAAUUUUUUUCAUUACAAUGGAAAGGAGGUGGUGAGCUCCAAAUUGCACAAGUAUUUUUAAUUUUCUCACAAUUAAAUUAGCCAAUUUGCCACGGUACUCAAUUUAACUCGCUCAAGUUUCAUUAAUAGUAAAAACAGGCAACAAGUAUAAUUUUUUACACAAGAGCGGGCAAGCAGGUACGAACACCACAAGAAAUCUUGAUGGGCCUGUCAAUAUUUAGGAUAAUUUCAGACCAAUUUAUCUCCUUCUAAUGCAGAAAACCACUGAUUUGGGUCCGUUCAAGCACUAUAGGCUGAUAUUCUCAAGCACUAUAGGCUGAUAUUCCCAAUCACUCUUCUGAUCCCAGUCUGCCCCUGGUUUUUCAAUUAUUGUACGUCAUCAAGAGUCCUCUGUAAAAAUGUUGAAAUCAAGGAUAUUUAAUGCUAAA